Molecule: messenger RNA, 695 nt
Organism: Macadamia integrifolia
Lineage: Eukaryota; Viridiplantae; Streptophyta; Magnoliopsida; Proteales; Proteaceae
Product: late embryogenesis abundant protein Lea5-A-like
Exons: 2
Coding region: 201-500 (99 amino acids)
Biological process (GO): response to stress
Cellular component (GO): mitochondrion
Source: RefSeq, a predicted model, not a curated record
GGAGAACUCCUCGCCCUUCUCUCUAUAUAAACAGAGGAACCCCUCAGGUCUCGAACCAUCAAUCGUUCCUAGUGAGAGAGAGAGAGAGAGCGGCGAAGAGUUUUCUCCGCUGCUGCAGAAGGGUUUCCAGUUUCGAAACAAUCUGAAAAACUCUUGAGAUCUUUCUGCAGAGGUAGUAAAAAAAAACUCCUUCGAUCAAAAUGGCUCGCUCUCUUUCUAACGCAAAGUUUGUUUCUGCUCUCGUCGAUUCCAUCUCAGUUUCAAUCAACAGGCGAGGUUAUGCUGCAGCAUCUCAGGGAGUCGCAACGAGCGUGGUGAGAGGAAGUGGAGGAAGGAGCGGUUUAGUUAAAGGUGGGGAUGAGAGGGUAGCCAUGAAAGAAACUAAAAGUUGGGCACCAGACCCAGUCACCGGUUACUACAGACCAGAGAAUUGUGGAGCGGAGAUCGAUGUGGCUGAGCUUCGGGAGACGCUCUUGAACAACAAAAAUAGGGAGCUCUAGAUUUUAAGAAGAUUAUCCAACCAAAUGAAAAAGAAAGGUUUCAGCAGCAGUGUUUACAGAAGAUCUGUGAUGAAUGUAUCUGUAUCUCCUCUCUUGAUUGCGGAAAACAAAAUCUUAGUCGCUUUUAUUUUUCUGAUCAGUUUUGUAAUUUUUUUCCUUUAUCUAAUUUAUAAAAUUAAGACUAAAUUUAUGGCA